Messenger RNA from Equus quagga, 881 nucleotides. It is a transcript of the gene TMEM207, whose product is annotated as transmembrane protein 207. Lineage: Eukaryota; Metazoa; Chordata; Mammalia; Perissodactyla; Equidae. The record is from RefSeq and is a predicted model, not a curated record. The coding region runs from base 65 to 496 and encodes 143 amino acids. The transcript is spliced from 5 exons.
CUGAGAAAGAGGGAGACCAACACAGACGGCAAACCACUCUCUUUGAGCAGCUUGUUUUUUAAGUAUGUCAAGACCUUUUAGUUUCACUUCAGUGAUCUCAAAAACAGGUACCUUGUGUUUGCCACUAUUCCAGUUGGUGCUCUCGGACCCGCCGUGUGAAGAAAAUGAAACGUGCAUAAACUAUAAAGAUCAAUACCCAAAUGGCUGGUAUAUCUGGCUCUUGCUGCUGAUAUUCCUGAUGGCUCUUCUCUGUGGAGCAGUGCUUUUCUGCCUCCAGUGCUGGCUGAGGAGACCCCGAAUGGGUUCCCAAAGACACACCAUGGCUGUUUUUGCUGUUGGAGACUUGGACCCUGUCUGUGGGACGGAAGCAACUGUGAGUCCAACUGCUGGAAUUCACCAUCAAACUCAAACUCCUGAACUGUAUCCUGUUUCAUGCUUUGGCAUGUUAGGCCCUCCACCUCCAUAUGAAGAAAUUCUGAAAUCAAGCCGAUUUUAGAUCUGGAUCAUCAGUUGAAAAUGAAACAGCACAUAAAACAUUAACCAGCUUAGAUUAGUUUUGCUUCUUGAAAUCAGGUUACUUUAAUCAAACCUUGCUCGAUAACAGAGACGGCACUGUGCAUGUGCCAGGUGGGAACCCAUAGCCCCAGGACAACCCAGGAACCAAGAAUCUUCAGAAAUGUUGCCACUGGAGUCCUAAAGUAAGAAGAACUUCAGUAAGGAAAAUCCAGUUUCCAGCAGCCCAAGAAGCUUGAUUACUAGCCAAUCAGCUUACAUAGACCCAGCUACAGUUUAGAAGCUCCCAACUCCUUAAAUUUCACCCCAACCUUGGAUCAGGAAAACAGGUUUGAGAGCUUUGCCUCCUGUCUCCCUGCCAGUCGACC